AUGUGUACAGUGACAGAUCCGAUCCAACCGCCGUGCUUCGUAUAUUGCCGCUGCAAGGAUAUGGUUUUUAAAAUAAGUGGACCCGAAAAUAAUACUAUAAGUGCCCGGAUAAAUAAAUUAUUAGAAUCUUAUGAAUUGAGUGAUUGUAGUUUUUUAAUAAGUGGCAAAAUAUUUAAAGCUCAUAAACUAAUAUUAGGAAUUACUAGUCCAGUUUUUGAGGCAAUGUUUUAUGGACCUUUAUCCAGCAAUGAUGCUAUUAUUAUAACAGAUAUUGAGCCAAACAUAUUUCAGACCUUACUAAAUUAUAUAUAUACUGAUAGUAUAAAAAUAAAAUCUGUUGAAGAGGCCUAUGAUUUAUUGUAUGUUUCAAGAAAGUAUAUGCUGGAAUACUUGACAGAAGCAUGCGCAGCAUACUUAAUAAGACAUAUAAAUAUUGAUAAUGUCAUUAGUAUUUUGAAUUAUCCAGACUAUAUGCAAGAUAAAGAAGUUGUCUCAUGUGCAUUGAGAUUAUUCGGUAAACAUGCUGAAUAUCUUUUUCAAGAACAUACACAAAGUAUUAAUCCAGUUUGCAUGCAAAUUAUAGUUCAAAGCAAUGAGAUGAACAUUACUGAAAAGGAUCUGAUAAAACAUGUAUUUGAAUGGACAAGCUAUUAUUGUGAACAAAAUGACAUUAAAAAUACUUUAGUAAAUCGAAGAGAAGUUUUAGAUAAAAAUGGUAUCUUUAAACAUCUGAGAUUUUAUAGUCUCUCUCCAAAUGAUAUGAAAGAAGUAAUUAAUUAUAAUGAUAAUUUAUUGAAUACCUAUGAAGUAGAGGAUAUAGAGAAAUUUGAUAUAUCAGCUAUGACUGUUAAUGAAAAAAUUUUAGGCAGCUUAGACAAUAAAUUUAUUCCACGAAAAACAAUAAGUUUUCAGUGGGAAAUUUGCCAGCGAACACCAAUCAGAUCUGAACCUCCUAUAAUAAUAAAUCUAAACAAUACCACAGUGCAAACAAGGAUUAAUAUCAAUGAAACUGUCGCAAUAAGUUCUUUAAAUGUGCCAUCUAGAAUGACAUCAGUGAUUGAAUAUGUCAACCCUGUUGCAAAACUUUAUAAUGAGCAGUUUACUAUCACCAUUUUUAGUGAAGCAGAAAAUAGUAUUGUCAGAAAAAUGCAAUUUAAAAAGAAUGUAGAAUAUGACUCUCUCAUUGACAUAACAUUUGAUAAACCUGUUAUACUUAAAAAGAACCAUAAUUAUAAAAUAACAUUUACUUGGCCCUAUGCUAACUAUUGUCCACAUUACUAUGCUGUACAAACGAGAGACAAAUGCUACAUGAAUGGCAUUAUUAAAUUCUUAUUUGAAGACAUUUUUCGUCUAGCAUGUGAUGGUGGAAGUUUUCUCAGAGGUUUAAAAUAUAGUUUG
This is a messenger RNA of Brenthis ino (lesser marbled fritillary), 1398 nucleotides long. The record is from the annotation of a GenBank genome assembly. Lineage: Eukaryota; Metazoa; Arthropoda; Insecta; Lepidoptera; Nymphalidae.